Messenger RNA from Cucurbita pepo subsp. pepo (vegetable marrow), 1466 nucleotides. RefSeq names its product mitochondrial uncoupling protein 5. The record is from RefSeq and is a predicted model, not a curated record. Lineage: Eukaryota; Viridiplantae; Streptophyta; Magnoliopsida; Cucurbitales; Cucurbitaceae. Gene Ontology annotation, biological process: transmembrane transport.
GUCCCUUAAAGGGACGUUGGGGGUUGGUUAUGCUAUAAAUUCUCCUCCCCCACGUUCUGUCUUCCCCAAUUCACCAUUCAUUCUUUGCGUAUUACAGAGUCCCCUGUUAGCAUAUGUCUCACAGACCCCUCGUCCCUCAUUAUUCCUCCAUUGCCUUCACUCUUCAUUCCCAUCUCUUGGUUUCCAGUGACAUGAACUCCACUUCCAAUUGCUCCUUUUAAUUCCCUUUCCCCUAUUAUUUUCCGAGAUCAGACCUCCCUAAUUCUCUCUGCUUCCAAUUCUAUUUUCUCGCCCUUCUUUCACCCUUCUGUCACGUUUUUAUUUUCUUGUUUGUUUCCCGAGAAAUUUUGAUUCCUGGAUAAUGGGUGUCAAGGGAUUUGUCGAAGGGGGAAUUGCUUCCAUUGUUGCUGGCUGUUCCACCCACCCGCUUGAUCUGAUCAAGGUCCGAAUGCAACUUCAGGGCGAGACUCCUGCUCCCACGGGGGCGGUUCAGAAUCUCCGUCCGGCUCUCGCUUUUCAGACCAAUUCUGUGACUGCUCCGAGGUCUAUGAAUAUUCCUUCGCCACCGCCUCCAGCGGCGCGUGUUGGCCCAGUUGCUGUUGGGGUUCGUAUUGUGCAGCAGGAAGGAGUCGCCGCUCUCUUCUCCGGCGUUUCCGCUACCGUUCUCCGGCAGACUCUCUACUCAACUACCCGUAUGGGUCUUUACGAUAUGCUCAAGCAGAAGUGGACCGAUCAGGAUACCGGAAAACUGCCGCUGGUGCGAAAGAUAUCGGCGGGUUUGAUCGCUGGUGCGAUCGGUGCUGCAGUCGGCAACCCGGCCGAUGUGGCGAUGGUACGAAUGCAAGCCGACGGGCGGCUACCGCCGGCGCAGCGACGAAACUACAAAAGCGUGGUCGACGCCAUAACCCAGAUGGCACGUGGGGAAGGCGUGACGAGUUUGUGGCGUGGUUCGUCGCUGACGGUGAACCGUGCGAUGCUUGUUACGGCUUCGCAGCUCGCAUCAUACGAUCAGAUAAAAGAGACGAUUCUGCAGAAGGGAUUGAUGAAGGACGGCCUGGGAACACACGUGACGGCGAGUUUCGCCGCCGGGUUCGUGGCGGCAGUAGCGUCGAAUCCAGUGGACGUGAUAAAGACGAGGGUGAUGAACAUGAAGGUGGAGGCAGGGGCGGCGGCUCCGUACUCGGGAGCGUUGGAUUGCGCGAUGAAGACGGUACGGGCAGAGGGGCCGAUGGCGCUGUACAAGGGGUUCAUACCGACGAUUUCACGACAGGGACCGUUUACGGUGGUGCUGUUUGUGACGCUGGAACAAGUUCGAAAGGUGCUUAAAGAUUUCUAGUUAAAAUUAAAAAAAUUGUUUUAGAAUAUAUUCCAAAAAUGAAGUUUAUAUAAUAUUAUGGGAAUAUUGUAUUUUCCGUUCGUGGUUUAAAUUAAGAAGCUGAUGUGAAUGGAGAUUGUUCAUUUCUUCA